Messenger RNA from Amblyraja radiata (thorny skate), 1773 nucleotides. RefSeq names its product zinc finger protein 586-like. Gene Ontology annotation, biological process: regulation of transcription by RNA polymerase II. Gene Ontology annotation, cellular component: nucleus. NCBI's taxonomy places the organism in Eukaryota, Metazoa, Chordata, Chondrichthyes, Rajiformes, Rajidae. The record is from RefSeq and is a predicted model, not a curated record. The transcript is spliced from 2 exons. Gene Ontology annotation, molecular function: RNA polymerase II cis-regulatory region sequence-specific DNA binding; DNA-binding transcription factor activity, RNA polymerase II-specific. The coding region runs from base 817 to 1524 and encodes 235 amino acids.
AUCCUAUAGCGGAUCUUUGGUCCAAAGAUCAAAGAGCGGAGUUGGCUGAUAUCCGCUCCAUGACCUUUAGUCCAGUCGGUGUUGAACAAACCGGGAGCGCAGGCGCACACAGACGUGACGCCAUCACUAGGCGACCGUGGACCUCGGGAUUUCGGCAGCAGGGCACACAAGCAGUGGGUUUGUCUAUGCGAAUCUCAAACUUAACAUCACAUCAGACCUGCAGUGUCAGACAGGCCACCAACACCAAUGUCCUCAAUCCUUGAAUCUGGAAGAGGAAAUGCUCAUCUGUUGUAUUUUUGAGGAGAGACAACAAACCACAGUGGGACAGUGACACUCACUUCUGAAGGAGGGUGUUCAAGAGCAUUGACUGUGGAAAGAGCUUUGGCCAUUUACACAGCCGCAGAAGGAGGCUGAAACCAAACACGUGUUCCAUGUGUAUGAGGUCUUGAUGACCCAACCUGGAGACAAAGGGGAAAAUUAAGUCAGUGAGUGAUCAAAUAGUUUCUUGCUAAAAGUGAUAUGUGUGAAUUCUUGAGCCUUUGAAAAGAAACAAUUUCCCAUCCAGCUAGAAACUUGAGCUUCUGCUCUGUGUGUGGAAAGAAGCUGGCUUGUUUAAUCCUCCUGUUGAGACACCAUUGAGCUGGCUCCUUGAGAACAUGCCAGCACAUCGUCACUGGAGACGGGGCAUUCAACUGCUCCAAGUGUGGGAAACCUGGAUCCACACGGUCACCCACCCGCGGGUACACCAGUGAAUUCACACCAGGGAGAGGCCCUGCUCCUGCUCUGUGUGGAAACGGAUUCUCUCAGUCAUUCAAUAUGACGGCACGCCAGCAGGUUCACACGAGGGAGAGGCCGUUCACCUGCUCUGAGUGUGGAAAGAAAUACGCUCAGUCAUCCCACUUGUUGAUACACCAGCGGGUUCACGCUGGGGAUACGGAGUUUGAAUGCUCUGAAUGUGGGAAGAGCUUCCCGUCGACAUCUAGCCUGAUAAGGCAUCAACAGAUUCACACUGAAGAGAGGCCGUUCAAAUGCUCUGAUUGCGGGAAGAGCUUCAGUCUGUCAUCUACCCUGAAUAGACAUCAGCAAAUCCAUGUGGGCAGAUCAUUUAUCUGUUCUGAGUGUGGAAACAGAUUUGUACAUUCAACAGACCUACUGAGACACCAGCAAACGCAUACAGGAGAUAAGCCGUUUAUCUGCACGAUGUGUGGGAAAGGGUUCCCUGUGCGUUACAAUCUGCAGAGACAUGAGCGACUUCACGCUGGGGCGAAGCACUUCAACUGUGCAGAGUGCGGGAAAAUAUUAACUCGCUUAUCAUGCCUGAUGAGGCACCAGCAAUCUCACACCGUGGAGAGGCCGUUUACCUGCUUCGAGUGUGGGAAGGGAUUCCCUCAGUCGGCCGCCUUGCUAAGACAUCAGCGUAUUCACACCGGUGAGAGGCCAUUUAUCUGCUCUGAGUGUGGGAAGGGAUUCACCCGGGCAUGUCAUCUGCUGAGACACCAGCAAACUCACACUGAGAAGGAUUAACCAUGCUGUGUGAGGAACCCUACAAACCCUGUUUGGCUUUAUUUCUGAUACUUUUGGUGACCCCUUUAACUGGACUGCGGUUUAAUAUUCUGCUGCUUUGAACACUGUCUCAGAUCUUAAAUCAGACCACCAGAUGGUGCAGAACGAUGGCUGCCUCGCCAAUGGUCUGUCUCUUUAUCCUUUGUGUUUUUAGUUUGUUGUAAAAUAUGUGUUUAAUCUAUAUAAUUAAAAGCCUAAACUUGACCACUU